AUCUUCAAUAUUAUAUUUCUAUAUAAGCUAUUUAAAGGAAGGAAAAGAUAGCCGACGCAGAAACAGUAAUAGCAGAGUGAGAGAAAGCAGAUGAGGUGAAAAUAGAGACAGAGAUGAAAUGUAAUAAUGAGGAGAAGUGAAUGGGAUAAUGAAGGAGACGGAAAAGGACAGAGUGAGGGAAAAAAGUGCGGUCGAGAGGAGGAUAGAAGAGAUUGGAAGAGAAGUAAGAAAACAGAGUGAAAAUGCCAAAAGGGUUAAAAGAGGUUAGGAAAAGAUUUAGAAGUCUGGAGGCGAGACUGGAGAGGUGGCAGACGGGAGAAGAGGACUUGGAUCCAGACGAGGAAGAAAAGAGGGGAAGAAAGGUAUGGAGAAGCGGCCAGGGAGAAAGAAGAGGAAGCAGAGGGGAAGAAAAGACGGUCGGAGACAAGCGGAGAAGAGGCGGAAAGGGAACAAAGAAAGUCGGUGUAGAGAGGGAGCGGAGUGGAGGGACGAUGGAGACUGGUGGGGGGAAGGAAGCAGAGACAAGGAGGACAGGAAGAGACGGCAAGGAGGAGGGAGGAAGUGACAGGUAGGAGUUAAAAAGGAGGUGAGAACAGGAACAGAAACUGGAGAGAGGAGAGACAGAGGGUAGAGGAGGAGGCAGAGGAUGACGGAGCCAGAAGAAUUGGAGUUCGGGAGAGGACAGUUAGAUGGAAUGAGAGGGGAGCAGAGAGGAAUUAACUUGGAAGCGGCAGUGAAGGCAUUUGGAGAAGGGAGCGAGAGGGGAUAAAGAAGGAUAAGGAAGGGAAGAGAGGGAGAAAAAGGUAUAGAAGGGCCGUGGAGGGGAGGAGGGGUAUACGUCUGUAAGGCUGCUCAAGGGCCAGGUUGGUAGGAGGAGAUUAGACAUGUAAUAUAUUAUAAUGAGAUAUUGAUAGGGAAGAAGUUGGGGGACAGGUGGACUUCCGUUUCGUUUACAAUUGUGAUUGUAUUGUCUUGUUAUUGUAUAUUUUGUUCCUGUGUUGUAUUAUAUAUUUUAUAUAUGUUAUAUCUUUAUAUGUAUGGCUGAUAUGUAGAGGAGUAUGAAUGUAUGGAUAAACGGCUUGCUAGUGAAAGAGAAGAACGGUCAAACAGAUGGAAGAGAGAGGAGCCGAGGAGAUCAGAGAAGGAGAAAGAGAGACAAGGAGAGGAGGUUAAGAAGAGCAGGAGAGUGAAAAGAGCAGAGAAGAGCGUAAAGAGUCGGGGGGGCUCAACAGCACGGAAAGUAGAGAGAUGACAGAGAGACGGCAAGUUGGGAAGAAUGAGAGGUGGAAGGAGAAUAAUGAUUUAAUUGAUUGUCUUAGGAGGAGAGGCAGGAAAGAAGGAGAGACGGCGAGAAAGCAUGAGGGGAAAGAGACGAAGAGGCGGAGAGAGCAGAGGGAGACAGGAGAAAGAGGAGAGGAGGAGAGGCCCCUUGAUGAAAAACGGAAA
This is a messenger RNA of Monomorium pharaonis (pharaoh ant), 1446 nucleotides long. RefSeq lists its product as uncharacterized. The record is from RefSeq and is a predicted model, not a curated record. Bases 243 to 572 code for a protein of 109 amino acids. The transcript is spliced from 2 exons. Lineage: Eukaryota; Metazoa; Arthropoda; Insecta; Hymenoptera; Formicidae.